Messenger RNA from Punctularia strigosozonata HHB-11173 SS5, 1101 nucleotides. RefSeq lists its product as uncharacterized. NCBI's taxonomy places the organism in Eukaryota, Fungi, Basidiomycota, Agaricomycetes, Corticiales, Punctulariaceae. Bases 1 to 1101 code for a protein of 366 amino acids. The transcript has 2 exons. The record is from RefSeq and is a predicted model, not a curated record.
AUGUCUCCCUGCCUUCCCACAGAAAUUGCGGAAAGAGUUAUAGACUUUUUAUGCGAGGACCAGGAUGCACUACGACAAUGCGCAUUGGCUUCUCGCGCGCUGACCGCGAGGUGUCAAUUCUAUCUUUUUAGACGAUUCAACCAUGCAACCUUCCGCGACGAGAAGCGUCUUGCCGAUCUCACUUGCGACGCCCCCCAUCUGGCCAAACUCAUCACCAUCCUAUACGUUGACAUCUUCAUAACCCUCGACGCGUUUCCCAUCCUGCCCAAUCUCCGCGUCGUUCACAUGCAUGGAAAACCUCAGUACGGCCUGCUGCAGGUCCCUGCCUCGCUCUUCAACAAGAUCCGUGUGAGCACCCCCGCAUUGGUGGACGUCAGAAUCUCCUACGGCCAUUUGGACGAAUUGGACACGCUAGUACAAUUACUCCAUACCCGAACGAGCAUAACAAGCCUGGCUUUGGACACUGUCGCCGCACUCGGUGACCCCAUUGAACGCUCACUCGUGGCGCGUCCGAUGAACUUGAAUCAUCUGAAAAUCGUCGGCGCCGACGAUCUGACGUUAUCAUAUCUAUGGACCCACUUCAUCGGCCAACUGUCUUCGACGCGCGCCCUAUCGCUACGCCGACUCGACAUCGAAAUAACUGCGAGCACGGUCUUUGAAGCCAACUAUGCGCUUAGUUCCAUGGAAGCCUUGCAGGAUUUGAGAAUAAUUGUGCUCUACAGUCCGCCUCGUGAGGGAGCGCUCGACUUAUCCCAUAAUAACGUCCUCCAGUCGCUUGCCUUCUCCGUCGAACUAUACGGUGCUGGAUCAAGGACCGCACACGAUGUGUCAUUCAUAUCUGCAUCGUGCCAGACCGUAGCCUCGCCGGACUUCGAUCAUCUGUCGCUGCGCAUGUGCAUCGUCGUGAACUCCUCAAUGGACGAAUUCAAGAACUUGGGUACAGAAUUGCAAAGACCAGAGUUCAAGCGCUUGAAAGACUUGGAUAUUACGAUCUCCACCGAUCGUGUCCCUGAGUUUGCACAGAUUUUUCGGCCACUCGUGGACAAGGGAAUUCAUGUACAUGUCGCUGAUGUUGAUGGACAUUUCAAUCUUGACCUCUAA